This is a messenger RNA of Phoenix dactylifera (date palm), 1511 nucleotides long. Its product is annotated as bifunctional dTDP-4-dehydrorhamnose 3,5-epimerase/dTDP-4-dehydrorhamnose reductase-like. Gene Ontology annotation, cellular component: methionine adenosyltransferase complex. Gene Ontology annotation, biological process: S-adenosylmethionine biosynthetic process. The record is from RefSeq and is a predicted model, not a curated record. Lineage: Eukaryota; Viridiplantae; Streptophyta; Magnoliopsida; Arecales; Arecaceae. Gene Ontology annotation, molecular function: methionine adenosyltransferase regulator activity.
AACUAACAUAAACCAUGCUAUCACCAUCUCCACCUUUCCCUGCUCAAAGGCCCACCCAAGUGGCAACGCCUCCACCAAAAAAACAAGCGUGACAAUAUCAGCUCGGGCUAUGAUAAUUACAAGGGGGCGCCACUGUCGAUACUCCCCUCCCUCGACUCCCCGCUCACAGAUCCCGAUCUCCGCCGGUGUCUCACCAUGGGGCUAAUGACCAACGGCUCGACCGCGGAGGCGUCCGGCCUGAAGUUCCUGAUCUACGGCCGGACUGGGUGGAUUGGCGGCCUGCUGGGCCGACUCUGCGAGGCGCAGGGCAUCCCGUACGCCUACGGCGACGGCCGGCUCGAGAACCGAUCCCAGCUGGAGGCGGACGUCGCGGCGGCCGGGCCGACCCACGUCUUCAACGCGGCCGGGGUGACCGGCCGACCCAACGUGGACUGGUGCGAGACCCACCAGGUGGAGACCAUCCGGGCCAACGUGGUCGGGACGCUGACGCUGGCCGACGUGUGCCGAGAGCGGGCGCUGGUGCUCAUCAACUACGCCACCGGAUGUAUCUUCGAGUACGAUGACGCCCACCCGCUGGGAUCGGGGAUCGGGUUCAAGGAGGAGGACACUCCCAACUUCACCGGAUCCUUCUACUCCAAGACCAAGGCCAUGGUUGAAGAGUUGCUAAAGAAUUAUGAGAAUGUUUGUACCCUCCGUGUUAGGAUGCCCAUCUCAUCAGAUCUUUCAAAUCCACGCAACUUCAUCACCAAGAUCAGCCGGUAUGAGAAGGUUGUGAACAUCCCCAACUCCAUGACUAUCUUGGAUGAACUUCUCCCCAUCUCCAUUGAAAUGGCAAAGAGAAAUCUCACGGGGAUCUGGAACUUCACCAAUCCUGGUGUAGUUAACCAUAACGAGAUUUUGGAGAUGUACAGAGACUACAUCGAUCCAAACUUUACUUGGAAGAAUUUUUCUCUAGAAGAGCAGGCAAAGGUUAUAGUUGCCCCUAGGAGCAACAAUGAACUAGGUACAACCAGGUUGAAGAACGAAUUCCCAGAGCUUCUACCCAUUAAGGAGUCCCUGAUAAAGUAUGUGUUCAAACCAAAUCAGAAGACUCCGGCAGCCUGAAAAUCGAAUCUCUGUUUACUCAGCUGCUCUUGAAUGUAGUGGUUUUUUUUUUCUGGUAAGAAUGGAUGUAUUUGUGUUUUAAUGUGAGAUGGCCUAUGCAUUCAUGAAGUCAUAGACAAUGAUGGUUGAAACCUUGUCACAACCCUUUUCCUAUCUGGUGCGGUACCAUGAACAGCAAAGAGAAUGUUUUAGAGGAGUCUUAUGUCAUCCAGUUGUUAUCGUCUGUAACAUAGGAGUAGAUGAGGACUUCUUGGGUAUGUAUUAUUUCACGUUCCUAUAUUUUUGUGGAAAAGUGCAUGUGCAAGUCAAUUCUUUUUUUUUUUUUCCGGAAGUACUUUUAUGAUAAUAUGCAGUUCAUUGUUCUUGUACUUCAGAAUGCCAAAAUAAAUGCAAGUUUUUCAUUCAAA